Molecule: messenger RNA, 1901 nt
Organism: Cataglyphis hispanica
Lineage: Eukaryota; Metazoa; Arthropoda; Insecta; Hymenoptera; Formicidae
Product: leucine-rich repeat flightless-interacting protein 2
Exons: 9
Coding region: 395-1609 (404 amino acids)
Biological process (GO): regulation of DNA-templated transcription
Source: RefSeq, a predicted model, not a curated record
ACAGCAUCAUGGGUAACGGUGGGGAUGGUGUCUUAACCUUCUUAUAUAUAACUUUUAGACAGAUGUAGGCGCGGCGAGAGACGAAGAGUAAGUGUAAUGCUUUUGCGUGUGUCUCGCAUCAUGCUCGCCACAUCUCGCGUACAUCGUAAAUUACCUCUGUCUCUCGAGUUUCACCGAUAAAGUUCCACGAUACAGAUGGUUACCGCGACCGAACUGUCCGAUUUCCAUCCGUUAUAUUUAUAGAGCGCACACCCGGUUUAUUUUCUGCAUGUCAUUCGAUCCUCGAAAAAUAUACAUCCACUGGCUCUGACAUGUCCUAAUCUGUGUUUUUGCACAUCUCUCCUAACUAGAAUCAUUACAAUUGAAACACAAGUUGUAAGGAAGAAAACUCAGAAUGGAAUCUGCUAUAACUGGGCGAAGGAGGAAUGCCACACGGCAUUCUGCGGAAGAUCAAGCGCUUGAUCAAAUAGCUAAGGAGGCAGAAGCAAGACUUGCUGCUAGGAGACAAGCAAGAGCGGAAGCUAGAGAAAUACGAAUGCGUGAAUUAGAGAGACAACAAAAAGAGGCAGAGGAGAAUGCUGACAGGGUUUAUGACAUGUGUACAGCUGAUGUGAACAGAACUAUGAGAGUAACCCCAGAUCCAGUACGUACAUCACGGCUUCUUACAAAUUCCAACAAUUUCCAAUCAAGUCGCAGAUCUUCAGAAGAUUCACUAGAAGAUGCAGGAUUAAGUAGAGAUAUUAGGCUGGAAUUAAAAGAAUUUGAAGAAAAAUUCAGAAAGGCAAUGAUAGCUAAUGCUCAAUUAGACAACGAAAAAUCAUCUUAUGUCUACCAAGUUGAUUUAUUAAAAGAUAAAUUAGAAGAAUUAGAGGAAACAACUGUACAAUUACGUAGAGAAUUGAGGGAAAAAAAUCGAGAUGUUGAACAAUUAAAACGAGUCAAUCAGAAAUUAAAAGAAGAUUUAGGUAUUUGCAAGGCACAAUUAUUAGAAAGAGAUACACUUAUACAAGAAAAUGGCUUAAUUAUCGUUGACAACGAAGGAAGCGAAGAUGAAGAUAAUGAAAAUAUCGAAAAUAGGCCAUAUUGUAGAAAAAGGGUACUAGUCAGUACAGAAGCUGCAGAAUUAUUGGAAACAGCUGGUAAAGGUUCACUUGAUGUCCGAUUAAAAAAAUUUGCUUUUGAAAAAAAGGAAUUGCAAGAUGAAAUUCGACAUUUAAGAUUGGAACUGGAAGAAACUAGAAAUCGUAUGAGAUCCGAGAGAUCAUCUGGCUCAGUAUUAGCAGGUUGCUUGUCAGAAAACGAAGAUAUUCAGCGUGAGGCAAAUAAAUUGUUAGCAGAUUAUAAAUUUAAAUUGCAGAAAGCGGAACAAGAUAUGUCCACAUUACAAGCAACAGUGGCUAGAUUGGAAAGUCAAGUAAUUCGUUACAAAUCAGCUGCAGAAGCAUCUGAAAAAGCAGAAGAUGAAUUAAAAGUGGAAAAAAGAAAGUUACAGAGAGAAGUAAGAGAAACGCAAGCUCGUGUAGAAGAAUUGGAAACAGCUAACUCUCAUCUGCAAAGGCGAUUGGAUAAACUUAAAAAUGCAAAAUCGGCACUUUUAAAGGAGCUUUGACAGAGUGAUGUUUGCAGAGAUAUACAAUGAAUGUCAUUUACUUAUAUCUUGAUUACUGUGUGCCGAUGUUGCCUCAAUAAUUAAUACUACUUAACAUUUUGAAUGUAGUUUACAAAGGCGAAGAUUAUGUAAUAUCGUUAUAACAUUUCAUAUUGUAGUGGACGUCAUUCGGACACAGAUCCAUAGAAAAUUGCUGUGGAAAAGAUUUCUUUUUACAUUUAUCAAGUUUUUGAUACCAACUUUGUUACUCUUGCAUUAUAAGAAUAAUACUCUUGCUUUAGUGAAAUAACAA